This is a messenger RNA of Sorghum bicolor (sorghum), 2449 nucleotides long. RefSeq names its product U4/U6 small nuclear ribonucleoprotein Prp31 homolog. The record is from RefSeq and is a predicted model, not a curated record. Gene Ontology annotation, cellular component: U4/U6 x U5 tri-snRNP complex; precatalytic spliceosome; U4 snRNP. NCBI's taxonomy places the organism in Eukaryota, Viridiplantae, Streptophyta, Magnoliopsida, Poales, Poaceae. Bases 604 to 2058 code for a protein of 484 amino acids. The transcript is spliced from 10 exons. Gene Ontology annotation, biological process: spliceosomal tri-snRNP complex assembly; mRNA splicing, via spliceosome.
CUCCGCCGCAUGCGAAGCCCGCAUCCGUCGUUUCACCCCGCGUGCCGGCGUGUGCUCUCCCUCUCUCCCUCCCCCCUCUCUGCAACGGCUGGGGCUGGGUGGACUACAACCUCCGCCGCGGCCGCCCUACGCCAGGUGCCGAGGACUUCGCCGGUCUCUUCGCCGGCGACGAGCACCACUAGUGUGUACAGGCAUUAUCUCCCUCGCACCGCCGGCUCCUUGAGCGCAGGGCCGACGCUCAUCUCCCUCGCAGCGCCGCUCAGGCUCGGUCCCUCAGCGCAGAUCUUCUGCUCCUUCCCCCACUCGCGCUCAGGCUCGGUCCCAAGGAUCGGAUCUUCCGCGCGUCGGCGGCUCCCCCCUCGGCGGCGUCCAGCGACGGAGGGGCAGUCCCAGGCUCGGCGGCGGCGUCGGCGGCUUCCCCCACCUUCUCUCGCCAGUCGCCUCGCGCCCUCGCCUGCGUCCUCCGCGCACCGGCCGACGACCCUGCGCUGAGCUGACUGUCCCAUUCAAUAAAGAAGGCGAUACCAGAAGCAACACUGAACCCAUCUUACUAAACCCAGUUUUGGAGUUCUAUCUGCUGUUGGAACAACUUACACAGAUAUCAUGGCAAACCUUGCUGAUUCUUUUCUAGCAGAUCUGGAUGAACUGUCAGACAAUGAAGGCUAUCCUGAAGAAGACAAUGCUGAGGAAGUGGGAAGAGAAGAAGAAGACGACGAUAUGGCUGACCUUGAGUCUCUAAAUUAUGAUGAUCUUGAUAGUGUCUCAAAGUUGCAAAAGACACAACGCUAUCAUGAUAUAAUGCAAAAAGUUGAAGUUGCACUUCAGAAAGGCACUGACUUCUCUAGUCAAGGUUUCAUCCUGGAGGAGGAUCCAGAGUACCAGCUUAUUGUUGACUGCAAUGCUUUAUCAGUAGAUAUUGAGAAUGAAAUAAUCAUAAUCCAUAAUUUCAUACGGGACAAAUAUAGGUUGAAGUUUCCUGAAUUGGAGUCCCUUGUUCAUCACCCAAUCGAUUAUGCCCGUGUUGUCAAGAAGAUUGGAAAUGAGAUGGAUUUAACACUUGUAGAUCUGGAAGGGCUUUUACCUUCUGCAAUUAUAAUGGUUGUUUCAGUGACAGCAUCAACAACAAGUGGGAAGCCUCUUUCUGAAGACAAUUUGGAAAAAACCACUGAAGCAUGUGACAGAGCCCUUACCCUUGAUGCGGCAAAGAAGAAAGUGCUUGAUUUUGUAGAGAGCAGAAUGGGGUACCUUGCACCAAACCUUUCUGCAAUUGUUGGCAGUGCUGUUGCCUCCAAACUGAUGGGUACUGCAGGUGGUCUGGGAGCACUUGCAAAAAUGCCUGCUUGUAAUGUUCAGUUACUUGGUGCAAAGAGGAAAAAUCUUGCUGGAUUUUCUACUGCCUCUUCUCAGUUUCGUGUUGGCUAUCUGGAACAAACUGAAGUAUUUCAGAGCACCCCUCCAGCUUUAAGGACUCGUGCCUGCAGACUUAUUGCUGCAAAAUCAACUCUGGCGGCAAGGAUUGAUUCAAUUAGAGGUGAUCCAACUGGAAAAGCUGGACGAAACUUGUUAGAAGAAAUUCGUAAGAAGAUCGAGAAGUGGCAAGAACCGCCUCCUGCCAAGCUCCCAAAGCCACUUCCAGUUCCGGACUCCGAGCCUAAAAAGAAGAGAGGGGGCCGUCGUCUUCGAAAAAUGAAAGAAAGAUAUGCGCAGACUGAUAUGAUGAAGCUUGCAAACCGAAUGCAGUUUGGGAUUCCAGAGGAAAGCUCACUAGGUGAUGGCUUGGGGGAAGGUUAUGGCAUGCUUGGACAGGCAGGGAGUGGCAAGCUACGUGUCUCAGCUGGACAAAGCAAACUUGCUGCUAAAGUGGCCAAAAAAUUCAAGGAGAAGAGCUAUGGUAGCAGUGGUGCAACUUCAGGAUUGACAUCCAGUUUGGCAUUUACACCAGUUCAGGGAAUAGAGCUGUCAAAUCCACAGGCCCAAGGAAACCUUCUUGGAGGCGGAACUCAAAGCACUUACUUUUCUGAGACCGGCACGUUUUCAAAGAUCAGGAGGACGCAAUAGAAGCUCUUCCCCAUUGCAACCAUCACAUCUCAUUUGCACUGCAUUUGUUUAUAUACUUGAUGCACCGUAUAAAAUCCCAAAAGUUAAACUCUUGCUAUGUUCCAGAGAGGCAGAGACUUUAGGAUAGCAAUACACAGUUAUUAGUGAUGCUUCAAGCACUUAAUCCCAGGAUGUUUUGAGAUUUCUGAUGUCGUCCAUAGUCUAUAUGCCUCGUGUUACUACUAGUCGAGAGAGGUUGAUGGGUCGGUCAUCUGAUUGAUUGAUGUAAUGCGUCUUGUAUCGUGUGAGCGCGAUAUACUUCCCGGAGAGGUAAGGAAAUGAGUAGAAGAGAUGUAUUGGAAGAAUAUAAAGAUGCAUUAAAAAGUGAAUGACACUGAAAAUUCAAAUGCUA